Anthonomus grandis grandis is the source of this 2819-nucleotide messenger RNA. RefSeq lists its product as uncharacterized. The transcript has 5 exons. The coding region runs from base 172 to 2439 and encodes 755 amino acids. Lineage: Eukaryota; Metazoa; Arthropoda; Insecta; Coleoptera; Curculionidae. The record is from RefSeq and is a predicted model, not a curated record.
GGCGAGAUGAAAUUAAUGCCGCGAUCGACAUUUCUAAAAGAGAGUACAACGCGGAGAGUUGCCGCACAUCCGACCGGAUUUAGAUCCACGCGACUUUUAUAGACGAGAGCAUUCAACAUUAGUUGAGGUUUUUUUUUUUGGUGUGUGGGAUAUUUCGUUUUGUUGUGGGACAUGUUUGGCCGUGUGGUGCAGGUGACGUUAGUGUUCCUCCUAACAUUUCUCAACACCCAAGCGAAGAAACCACCCGGAUACGUAGCUCCUCCCAAAGAAUAUGACCCUAACCCACCGAAGUACGAAUACGGCUACAAAAUACAAGACGACAAGUCCACACAUGGAAAAGACGAGCAACGUGAUGGCAUUUACGCCCAAGGGAGAUAUUACGUGGAAAAUGGCAAAAAUUCCAAUCAGAGCGUCAAAUACUUCGCAGACGAUUGGGGCUACCAUCCCGUAGUAGAAUACAGCAGUGCAGGCCCACACAGCAAAACCUCAACGAAUUUCGCACUAGGUAUCGAAGCCAUCAAGCUUAAAAACAAUCAGAAAUCGAUCCCACAAGACCCAUCUGAUCCAGGGAAAGCAGCGAAUUUGGCCAAACUAGACCCUCCUGCCAUAACAGAGCCGGCACCAGAAGUCACCACUAUAGAUCAGCUCCUUCCCAAUCCAGAUCAAUCUGGUGAAGCACAAGAUCCGUCCUGGAAUAAAGACCCUCAACAACCGCUCUUCUACUAUGUCCAACCUGUAUCUUCGAACUUGGAAAGUUUCAUUUUUAAGCCUGCUGAAGAACAAAAACUGCAACUCUUAGAACACCCGGAAGCCCCAGAGACUGCCAAACUGAUAAAACCUCCAGAUCACAUUGUGCAACAACUCGAACCGAAACAUACCAACAUAGACUUUAAGAACCUAAUAGACUCGACUAAGAACCUGGUGUCAGGAGAGGACGUGCUUAAUAUUAACGCAGCAGCUGCCAAUGAGUCUCUGGAAAGUCUACUGGAGCAAUUUAUCACUCCUACAAUAGUAGAUAACCAUUUGCAAGCAAAUGCUGCAACACCUCCUCCGGAGGCCAGCCUUCUACAAGAGCCAAUUGUUGUUGCUGACUCUAGUGAUAAGCCUGUAGAUGAAAAAACUGAUGAGAAUAUUAGUUAUGCCAGCAGUACUGCCAGAAGCACCAUAAAUGCCUUGCAAGGUAAUCCGGAUGUCAUAGUCACUCCUAGGCCAGUAAGCUCUAACACUGCUGGAGUACAGUUGCAAAAUGCUGAACGCCCAUUGGUGCAAAUUCAAAAAACCAUUCCUUACUACUUAGGCAUGUACGAGUACCCCACAGAGUUAAAUGCUGAUAAUGCCACAUCUUUAGAGCAAGCUGCAGUUGAAAAUAUCGAGCUCGGAAAGACACUUUUAUAUUUUCCACACCAAGAGCCACCGAGAGCUGAAGCUUUGCAAGCUAAUAUAGAAUCUAACCAUGUAGAGUUUGAAAGCAAGAAAGAUGCUUUACUGCAUGAGUACAUCUAUGAACGUCCUAAGCAAGAACUCAUUGACAUCUCACCAAAACCUAUAGAAGUUACUAAAUACAUAGACAGACCUUAUCCGGUUGAGGUGCCUGUACCUUACCCUCAACCCUAUCCGGUGGAAAAAAUAGUAAAGCAAAUAGUCAAAGAACCAUAUCCCAUUGAAGUAAAAGUGCCGGUGCCAGUAGAAAAAGUGAUUGAAAGAAAAAUCCCAGUACCAUACUACAUUGAGAAACCUAUAGAGAAAAUCGUUGAAAAGCCUGUGCCGCACUAUAUUGACAGACCGGCCACCAGUUCUCAAGCCUUUCUACUACACAUUCCCGGUCUAUUCACUCAACAAAAGUACAACACCUUAGUACAAAACACUUGGCAACAGCCUCUAGAGACUAACAUUAAAUACUCCGGCUACCCAAUAGUGUAUGCACCUCAGUACUUCCCCGGCAAGCAAAAUAUUCCAAUAAACAAAAGUCAUAAUAAAUUAAGGAAACUGAACCUUUUAGUGUUCCCUCCGAGAGGGAACUACUUCAACUUACCACCGAUCACCAAGAAUCCCAAUGACUUAGUGCAAAACAAGUAUAAUUAUCAAACAUUUAGACAUUCAAAUGCCCAACUGAAUAAUGCCUAUUUGCCGCCAACGAACCAAAAUAUCAACAAAGAACAUCAAAAUGAUCACAUCGGGUUGGUUCCCCCGAAAAAGCAAUUUAUUCAGCAAGAUCAUCAAGCAGCAGCAAGUGUUGCAACUGCUCACUCUAUCAAUAGACCCACUGAUGAUCAUUUUGCCAGGUUACCUCCAAAGAAGCAUUACCAGGAACGAGGCGGAAGGUCGUUCUUCGAUGAUAAGAGUGUUAGAUUGGAAUACGGGUUUAUGCCACCACUUAUUCCUUCUCUGGAGAUUGACGAGCAUGGGCAACCGAUAGAGAGGGACGAUAAUAAGCACUGAGAAGUGAUUUUUUUAGUUGCCAUUUUAUAUUCCUAUUUUGUAACUAUACUCGACUGACCAGGAGUGGUGCUCACAUCUCCUUUUUCAUAUUUUUUCACUACAGUUACCGAGAUGAGAUUCAUUUACCUCUUUUAUAAGUUUUUUUUUAAGGAUGUUAGUGUUAAUUUAUUUUAUUUGUAAAGGUGUAUCUUUAAGGGCUUCCUUUUGUUUUAUCAUAUGGUUAUAUUGUGAUUUUAGUGUUAAGUAUUUACUGUAUAAAUGAUGAAAUUAGCAGCAACAGUUUUCUUUUUUUUUGUUAAUGUCAGGGUUAAUUUUUAUUUAAGAAAUUUUCUACUAAUACUUGUUUAUAAAAAAGAAUUAAUACAUUUUGGUUUCUUUUA